CAGCCUGCAAAAAAUCAACGAGAUGGUAUACGUGAAUAUUUACGACCAGUAUGCAUUCAUCCAAGAGGACUCGGACCAGGCGCCGAACACGGUCAUCCAGAAGGUGGAGAGGAGGUGGUUGGGAAAUUUGACCAUCCCCUUUAAUACCAUCUACAAUAACGAAAAGAUUGACGGAACGUUCAAACUGAACGAACCAAUAGUAACGCUAGGCUACAUCAAAGAGAGGAACAUCGACCACGACAUCCAGGCGACAUUCAUCGACAAAAACGCCUACAUUAACCUCCUGGUGACCUUUGAACCCAGAUUAACCCCCAUGAGUUCAAUCUUCGAUCGAUGGGAUAGCCUGGAGGCAGACGAGCUGCUGAGCAGAUGCAACUCCUGGCAGUCCGCACUGGAAAAGUCAUUUCCAGCUAGAAGAUUUUUAACCACGGUGAUGAGUUUUAAAGGCAUGUCUGUUCUAGCUACCAGGUACAUCAAACCGCUUGGCCCACCAAGCCGUCUCAUUGGUCCAGAGGUCAAUGACGUCAACUUAAAGCAGAAAUUGUUAGCAAGGUAUGUAUCCAUGAUCCCAAACAUUCCUGACAGCAUUCAAUUUCCUGGAAUCUAUGAUGUGUGGUCUACGUCACAGGAGUUCAUUGAGUUGUUGCAGGGGGAUGAGCACGAGCAUGCAGUCUUACUUAAUAACUAUUUCCUACACUUGGGACUGCAAUCAUGGAUUGCUAUUGGCUUUGCAAUCCCAGAAGGCAAAACAGCCUACGUGCUGGUAAAAUCAGCAGACGACCGCCCGAACGGCUUUUCACUGUGGCGGGCCACAACUGGCGAGACGUUCAGCACGAGCGACAGCUUCUGCCCUCUGAAGAGUGUGGCUUGCCUUAUUAGCGCUGAUAACGUUGUUGUUUGCUGUUGCUGUUCACACAAACAUACUAAGACACACACAUACACAGACACACAAAUAAACACACAAACAUCAUACACACAUAUACACACGCACACAUACACGCACACACUUUUACAGAUCCUAGCGAACGUACAAGAAUCUGACAAACCGAACGAGAUGAAAUUCGACAAUUUGCAACAAACGUCACAUUGGAGGCCACUCUUCGAUGCCAAAUUGCCCUAUCCAGCCCACCUGCCCUCCGUACAACCUGAUAGUUUAAAAUACAAAGAUGACGACAACAAAGACAACACAGAAAAGGUGAAAAUUUUACAGGAGAGCAUAGAAAGUGAAAUAAAGAAAAGUAUUGCAUCAUGGCGGAAAAGGUACAUAACAAGGUGGAAUAGGUACUGCGUGCAGAUAUUUAGGAGGCUGCUGAUGAGAAUGGAAACAUUAUCAGAUGAGCCAUCUAGGUUGGACCAUGCCAAGGAAUUGGAGAGUGAUCUGAGCUCCUAUCAGGUUACGGGAUUUCCGCUGAAUGUCCCGUACACAGGGAUCCAAGCGAUCCUGGAUUUAGUGCACUCGACGAGAGUGCAUGAAAUUGAUUUAGGUGAUGUCGAGUUUGCCGCUGCCGUCUACAUCAGUCCCUACCCUAGCGAUGUACUCUCCGUCUGGCUCUACAUUGCUUCCUUGAAGAAAUAUUUAUAAUCUUUUAUUUAGCUUUACUUUUAUUGAAACUUUAUUAAACCUUAUUUAAUUUUAAAUUUCAUUAAACUCUAUAUUUUAUUAUAGAACACCUGUUGAAAACACUAAUUUUAAAUGGAAAAUUUGUUGGAAAAUGUUAGUUGAACAAAAAAUUUCAAAUAAACCAAUUA
This is a messenger RNA of Helobdella robusta, 1749 nucleotides long. RefSeq lists its product as hypothetical. Bases 23 to 1582 code for a protein of 519 amino acids. The transcript is spliced from 11 exons. NCBI's taxonomy places the organism in Eukaryota, Metazoa, Annelida, Clitellata, Rhynchobdellida, Glossiphoniidae. The record is from RefSeq and is a predicted model, not a curated record. Gene Ontology annotation, cellular component: ciliary transition zone. Gene Ontology annotation, biological process: non-motile cilium assembly; protein localization to ciliary transition zone.